AUGAACAGCCAAUUUAUACCACAUUACACAGCCCAAAAGCCUGCGAUGGGUAUGUUUAAUACCUCCAUGGGGAAACUGCAGCAACAACUGUACAGGGGGAGUUAUAGUAUAUUCAAGUAUGCACAAUGUUUAGAGGACUUUAUACAGGUCAGCAAAAAAGGAGAAGUGAUUGAUGUGCACAACCGUGCGCGAAUGGUAACUGUGGGCAUCGUUCGCACCAGCCCCCACCUCACACUACCUGAUGUCACGCUGGCCCGACCAGCUGCUAUGUGUGAUGACUAUAACAGAUAUGGCCCUGCCACCCUGGAAAAAGGUUACAAGCCUACAAAGAUCUUAGAGCUAACCAGGUGCUUCCCUGAAGUUGUAACGAUAUCCAUCCAUAAUGGUAAAAAGCAACAGCUCCACCUGAAGCUUGCCACUGGCCGCUCUUUUUACCUUCAGUUGUGUCCCCCUUCCAACACAAGAGAUCUUUUUGUCCACUGGGAAAAUCUCGUUUACAUUCUGAGACCACCAGUAGAGGCUUACAGUGGUUCCCAGGCCAUCCCAAUUGGGAACACACUGGACAUAACUGGGUUUGAAGAGAAGAACAAGAGCCCAGGGGCAAAUGUCAUUCAUGUCUAUGGAAGGGAUCAAGAUCGUGGCAUCAAGACUCUUCACAUGAACCCUACAGUGUUUUGGACCACCUAUUAUGGUUAUGCUGGGGAGGAAUGA
This is a messenger RNA of Lynx canadensis (Canada lynx), 711 nucleotides long. RefSeq names its product family with sequence similarity 71 member C (gene GARIN6). Lineage: Eukaryota; Metazoa; Chordata; Mammalia; Carnivora; Felidae. The record is from RefSeq and is a predicted model, not a curated record. Gene Ontology annotation, cellular component: nucleus.